Molecule: messenger RNA, 624 nt
Organism: Cryptomeria japonica (Japanese cedar)
Lineage: Eukaryota; Viridiplantae; Streptophyta; Pinopsida; Cupressales; Cupressaceae
Exons: 1
Coding region: 1-624 (207 amino acids)
Source: RefSeq, a predicted model, not a curated record
AUGGUUAGGCGAUGGGCUAAGGCAAGAUGGAAAUUAAAGGGAAGCGUGGAUAUCUCGACUAUGCCAGGAGGUCUCUUCCUUUUCAAGUUUACUACAAAGGAAGACCUGACAUUUGUCCUCUCAGGCUCUUGGGCCUAUGGAAAACAUAUUCUAACUCUUGCUAAAUGGAAUCCUGGGUUUGACCCCUCAGUUCAACUCAAUCGCAUGGCUCCUGUUUGGGUUAGGUUCUCUAGCCUCCUGAGGGAAUUCUGGGAUGAACAGAUCUUCCGCUGGAUUGGGAACUUGUUCGGCAACUAUGUUACUGCAGACUCGGUCACUCUUGCUAAAUCCAAGUUGGUUUAUGCUCAUUUAUGUGUUAAUGUUGCUAUUAACAAAGUGCUUCCCAACUUUGUUUCUCUAAACUCAAAAUGGGGAAAAUGGUCCCAGGCCAUUGUCUAUGAAAAUGCUACCCUUUUUUGUCAGAAAUGUGCUAAACAAGGGCAUAUGUUUGCUGAGUGUAAGACCUCAACGACUGCAGAACCCAAGCUAAAAGAAAAGGCUAUUGUGGAUGAUCCCAUCAGCCCAAGUGCUCCCUCUUCUUCAGCCCCUUUGGGGCUUCCUAAUGUGUGUGAGAGCUCUGAUUAA